CUUUUCGACUUUAUUUAAACGGAUCACAGAAUCAAGAAUAGAGAAUUCAUUCCACUCGGCAGUGCCCGAAAUGGACAAGAAUCGCCACCCGGAAGAAGAAAGCGGAACUCAAAACUUUCUUGAUUUCAGCCGGACACAUAUUUUGGUUUCACCGGUUCGUCCUCGUCCUCAGCAGGCGGCAUGCUAGCAUCUGAAUGCUAAGAGGCUAACCCGGGAGCUAAACUCGCCAAGCAGGACAAACUUGGUUCGAUCGCUCCCCGGCGGUCGUCCGCGUUAGCCGGCGCCAUGCAGGCCGACUUUCGGCCUCCCCGGCGUCGGUGCCGGGUAUACGAAGAGUACGCGGCGCCGUUCCCCGUGAGCCGAAGUUCGCCGAGGAGGAGAAGCGCAUCGAGACCGACGACGAGCUGCUUCCGGGCGGACCUCGUCAACCGACACGUGCUGGUCACGGAGCCCGAGCACGUCAGCGAGAUUUACAACCGGGGAUAUUUCGGGAAAGCCGUCCUGUCCAGGGCCCGACCGGAGCGUUUCCUCUCCGAACGACGGCAGCAAGUCGAAGGCUUUCUGCUUCCUGUCAUCACACAGCACAGGUACGAGGAGCUGCUCGGGUGGGCGGAGUCGGCGCUCCUGUCUCGGGGCUUGGCCGAUGAAGCUGUCAAUCAAACGCUGCUCCGACUCCGUCGGCCGGUGCGCUUGGACGACGUGAGGCGUGAAGCGGAAGAUGCCGACGGGGACGCUCAAGCGCGCCCCCGCGUGGACUUCGGUCCCGAACUGAGUCACAGUUCAGAUUGUGAGCCGAGUUCCGGCCCGGCCCCCGACCGAGGAUCUGUCUCGGACUGCGAUUCUGACCUGGAUGACGGUUCUUUAGUUCCGGGCCCGGGAUUUGUCGUUGUGGCUUCCGACGCCGACGACCGCGUCGCCGUGGAGACGCAUCAGCUGAGACGGAAUCCUUUACGGCUGAGCGAAUACCUGCAACUGGGCCUGGAGGAGGCCUUCUUCCUGGUCUACAGCCUGGGCUGCCUGUCCGUCCACCUGGAGCAGGAGCCCCUGUCGGUCGCGCAGCUGUGGCGGCGCUUCGUCUCUCUGCGGCCCGACUUCGUCAGCGCUUACGCGGCGUACCACCACUUCCGCAGCAGGGGGUGGGUCCCCAAGGGAGGCAGCGGCGCCAAGUACGGCGUGGACAUGUUGCUGUAUAGGAAAGGUCCUCCUUUCUACCACGCAAGUUAUUCCGUGGUGGUGGAAAAAGUGGACGAGGAUUUUGCCGGUUCAACGCUGCGUCCGUUUUCCUGGCGUUCUCUGGCAACUUUGAGCAGAAUCACCGACAACGUCUCCAAGGUGACGACGGCCGCGCCGAGAGAACAAAAGAAAAAAAGCAAAGCGCGUUUGUCGCUCCGCCCGCAGGAGCUGCUGCUCUGUUACGUCGUCCUUCCGGCCGACCUGUCCGAGACCGAGCUGGACUCGCCCGCGUGUCUGAGCAAGCUGAAAGUUCAGGUAACGCCGUCGGGGGUGGCGGUGACGACGUCGCGUGAGAAAAUACCGUCAGGCCUCGCCGAUCGGCCGAUUGCCGCCAGCCGUCUCCCUCAUUUUUUUUGUGGUGAUUAUUUUUCCUUACGGACUAACAGGACGUCACUCGCGCGCCAGAAAAGAAGCGUGCGGAGGAGACGUGGCAGCGGUUCACACUUGAAAACGUAAAUGCAAUUUCACGUCAGGUCUGAAAUAAUUGUAAUGCCUCCACAGGGGGCAGGAUAGAGGAAAUACUGGAAUUAUCCAUAAAGCUUCACAUUUUUUCAGACUUUACGUCCUAAAAACCUCCGCAAUCAACAACGAACUGCACAUUUUUUGGGGGGGUUCUAUGAUUUUUUUUUAUCACCCCCCCCCCCCACACACACACUACCCCAAACGUAUAACGUCCAUUGUAGUCCAUCAUUUGAAACUUCUCAUGAAAAAAGUGUACAAUAAAGGCCUUCGCGUGAGAAUUGUUGUAUCAAAUUGUUUAUUGCGUAUGUAUAUCCGUAGCAGCGUUCAUUUUGAUGGCUUUUUUUUUCAAAGGAUAUUCAAGUAUUUCGGCAUUAGAACUUGCAAGUUGCCCGGACCACUCGAAACAAAUUUUCCACUUUUGACGGUUGCUUUGUUUUCGUUGUUGACUUGAUGGCGACAAAGCAAUUUUUUUGGGCUUUGCGCUGUAAACAAUUUUGUUGUUCUUCUUUUUCUGGCUCCUUUUCAGUUUCGCUCAGCGAUGGAAAGGAACUGGAACGGUUUUGUUGCAGUCUUUGGACUUUCGGGGCAAACGAGUCUACUGUUCGGGAUUUGGGACUCUUCAUUUGCUCUUGAGUGACGUUUUCCGUGUGUGCGCAGGUGGUCCUGGUC
Molecule: messenger RNA, 2364 nt
Organism: Syngnathoides biaculeatus (alligator pipefish)
Lineage: Eukaryota; Metazoa; Chordata; Actinopteri; Syngnathiformes; Syngnathidae
Gene: tsen2
Product: TSEN2 tRNA splicing endonuclease subunit
Exons: 9
Coding region: 286-1689 (467 amino acids)
Biological process (GO): tRNA-type intron splice site recognition and cleavage; tRNA splicing, via endonucleolytic cleavage and ligation
Cellular component (GO): tRNA-intron endonuclease complex
Molecular function (GO): tRNA-intron lyase activity; nucleic acid binding
Source: RefSeq, a predicted model, not a curated record